Messenger RNA from Drosophila busckii, 877 nucleotides. It is a transcript of the gene Nca, whose product is annotated as neurocalcin homolog. Bases 205 to 777 code for a protein of 190 amino acids. The record is from RefSeq and is a predicted model, not a curated record. NCBI's taxonomy places the organism in Eukaryota, Metazoa, Arthropoda, Insecta, Diptera, Drosophilidae. Gene Ontology annotation, molecular function: calcium ion binding. The transcript has 7 exons.
AUUAACCUGGUUUAGUUUUGAAGUGGCCUCAAGUAAGGAAUUGUUUGGAUUGCUGUCAGGGGCUUCUCUUGGAACAUGCCGAAUAAAAUAUAACACGAAUGGAUUCUAUGUAAAAUUUUUGGAAUCUCAAGGCUAUUACCAACUGUGAUGCAGCUCGUCUAUUAUCCUACACUAAGACCACUAUAAUGAAAUCAGCUUUCAACAAUGGGAAAGCAAAAUAGUAAACUUAAACCCGAAGUCUUGGAAGACUUAAAACAAAACACGGAGUUUACAGAUGCAGAAAUUCAAGAAUGGUAUAAAGGGUUUUUGAAGGACUGCCCAAGUGGUCAUUUGUCCGUGGAAGAGUUUAAAAAGAUAUAUGGGAACUUUUUUCCAUAUGGCGAUGCAAGCAAGUUUGCAGAGCACGUAUUUAGAACAUUCGAUGCCAAUGGGGAUGGCACUAUAGAUUUUCGGGAGUUUUUAUGUGCAUUGAGUGUGACCUCCCGAGGGAAACUUGAGCAAAAACUUAAAUGGGCGUUUUCCAUGUAUGACUUGGACGGGAACGGAUACAUAUCGAGACAGGAGAUGCUUGAAAUUGUCACGGCAAUAUAUAAAAUGGUUGGAUCAGUUAUGAAAAUGCCAGAGGAUGAAAGUACUCCUGAAAAAAGGACGGAUAAAAUUUUUCGUCAAAUGGACAGGAAUAAGGAUGGCAAAUUAAGCUUGGAUGAAUUUAUAGAAGGUGCGAAGAGUGACCCUUCAAUUGUGCGACUUUUGCAGUGUGAUCCGCAAGCACAUUAGAUUAAUAGAAAUACAAAAACAAGCAAUAAACAUUUAAACGUGAAUUAAUUUUAUAUCAUUUCCAAAAAUAAUGUACUCUAAGCCAAUUUUGUGUCAUUAU